Papaver somniferum (opium poppy) is the source of this 777-nucleotide messenger RNA. RefSeq lists its product as uncharacterized. NCBI's taxonomy places the organism in Eukaryota, Viridiplantae, Streptophyta, Magnoliopsida, Ranunculales, Papaveraceae. Bases 1 to 777 code for a protein of 258 amino acids. The record is from RefSeq and is a predicted model, not a curated record. The transcript has 4 exons.
AUGACUACUGUACGAUUGCGGGUGAUGCAAGAUUUAGUUUACAAAAGCGACACAAAAUGUAAAUCGCAACUUCGCCUCGAUAAACUAACUUUUCGAAUACUUUGCCAUAAGCUGCGCACUAUAAGCGGACUAGAAUACAAUAGGAAUUGUGAUGUUGAAGAAGUGGUUGUGAUAUUUUUGUAUGUAAUUGCACAUCACCAUAAGAAUAGAGUUGUAGGGUUUAUGUUCAAGCGAUCUGGAGAAACCAUUAGCAGAUAUGUAAAGACGAUGUUGAAAGGAGUUAUUAGGCUUCAAGGGGAGUUGCUUAAACAACCAGUUGCAGUGGCUACAAGUUCUAUUGAUGAGAGAUGGAAUUGCUUCAAGAACUUCCUAGGGGCAUUAGAUGGAACACAUAUUAGUACCCAUGUGGCAACCGAAGACAAGCCUAGGUAUCGUACAAGGAAGAGUGCAAUUGCAACUAAUGUAUUAUGUGUGUGCUCCCAUAACUUGGAGGUUAUAUAUGUAUAUUCUGGCUGGGAAGGUUCAGCUGCCGAUUCUCGUGUACUUAGAGAAGCAAUAUACAAAAAGAAUGGCGUAGAAGUUCCACAAGUCUUGCACAUCUGUCAUGACAAUGGAACAAGAUAUUCAUGUUCUCAUGCAAAUGCAAAGGGACUGUAUGGUAAAGCAUUCCCUCAUUUAGAUGCAUUAGUUGAGAUAUUUGGUGAAGAUAGGGAAAAUGGUAAAGGGGCUGCUUCACUUACUGAAGAGCUAGAAGAGAUAGAGAAAAAAGACGAAUAA